AUGAAGACCACCUUCUUUACACUCCUCUUGGUCUCGUUGCCUCUCCUCUCCACUGCAUCCUUCGAACCCUCUGUGCGCGGUCACCAGCGUCACCAUCGCCGCACUAGGAACCUCCAUGUCGACCCCUCUGGCGACUCGCGUGGCCUCUUUGCCGAUCGACUCCCUCUCCAACCUCGCUCGGAAUCUGGUGCCGCCAUCGCCAAAUCCUACACCAAAGUCGCCGACCAAGUGUUUGACUACGUCAUCGCUGGAGGUGGAACUGCUGGUCUCGCCCUCGCCGGUCGCCUAUCAGAAGACCCAGAUGUGACUGUCGCCGUAAUCGAGGCGGGUCACUCUGGAUAUGCUGACGACGAGGCGUUGCUCGUGCCCUCGAACGCCUACUUUAAGUCUUCUGUCGGCUCGGAUUUCGACUGGCAGUACACCACGGCACUUCAGUCCAAGCUGCAAGAUGCUUCGGGCAACCCACGCACCGCCAGCUGGCCUCGCGGUAAAGUUCUCGGUGGUUCGUCGGCUAUCAACGGCAUGUACUAUGUUGCUGCCAGUAAGCGCGAACACCAAGUCUGGGGUCGUCUUUCGGGCGACCAGGCCACCUGGGGCUGGCACAACCUACGACAAGCCAUGAAGAAAUCCACCAACUUUUCGCCCAACACCAUCCAGCAACUCGACGCGAGCAUCCAAAACCAAACCAAAUUCGUCGGCGACAACGGCCCGGUCUCGCUCACUUACCCUGGUGUCAGCUACCAGCCUGUUGCUGACUGGGUGCCCACCCUUGCUGCUAUCGGACUCUCGCACGCCGAGAGCCCGUACGACGGCGAGAACCAAGGCGCCUUCAUCGCUACUUCGACUAUCAACGCUAAGACGUGGGAUCGCUCCUUUUCGCGUAACGCCUAUGUCGACCCCAUUGCCAACAAGCGUAAGAACCUCGUCGUGCUGCCAAACCAGACCGUGACACGAAUCAUCUGGGACCACGAGGCCGAUGAGGACGGUAACCGACGUGCUCUGGGUGUCGAAUUUGCCGCCAACAGCACCGCUCCUCGUGUCCACGUCACUGCUCGUCGCGAAGUGAUCCUCAGCGCUGGCGCCAUCGGUUCGCCUCAGAUCCUUCAGCUCUCCGGAUUCGGAUGCAAGGAUCUCCUCGCCAAAAACAAUGUCACCCUUGUCAAGGAGCUGCCCGGAGUGGGUCAGAACCUGCAGGACCAUCUUUCCACCAGCGUCGCAUACACUCCGGCCCAAGGCCUCGUCAUGCCCGCAGCGAGCAGCAACACCAAGCAGGCUUCGUUCGUUGAUUCCUCUGUAGCGUACGUCACCUUGGAAAAGAUGUACGGCACCAACGAAACAGCAAACUUCCUUAAGCGCGCGAAGAAGUUUUCGGCAGACUACAUCAAGUCGGCCACCAACGUCCCUGAGGCAGUGCGACGAGGAUGGGCGAAACAGUACAAAUUUUUGCUCGAGGAUCUGCUUGUCCCCAAGAGCGAGCACGGCUUCACCGGAACGGCUAAGGGCGCGGUGGAGAUGCUGCUGGGCAUCAGCAACGGUGCCUCUAUCCAGGUCGAGACCGCGCUGCAAGCGCCCUUCUCGCGUGGCUGGGUCGAGAUCGCCUCGUCCGACCCCUUCGACAAACCCAUCAUCAACCCGAACUACCUCCAGCACCAGACCGACGUCGAGCUCAUGCGCAGCGGUAUCCAGCUCGCGCGCAAGAUCGGCUCCACCGCCCCCCUCUCCUCUGUUGUCUCGACAGAGUCCACCCCGGGCAGCGCAGUGACGACCGACGAAGCGAUCGACAAGUUUGUCGCAAGCACGGCGGGCACAGAGUACCACCCCAGCUCGACAUGCAGCAUGUUGGACGAAGACGAUGGCGGCGUCGUGGACAGCGAGCUGCGUGUCUACGGCACGACCAAUGUGCGCGUGGUGGAUGCGAGUGUUAUCCCGAUCUCGCUGUCGAGCCACUUGAUGUCCGCGACAUACGCGGUGGCCGAGAUUGCAGCGGACUUGAUCAAGUCGUGUCCCUUCGACGUGGUGGACGAAUGCGACUGCGAGGGUGAUGAUGAAGAGGUGGACGAGGAAGACUGCGACGAUGAGGAGCAGUGA
Messenger RNA from Sporisorium graminicola, 2088 nucleotides. RefSeq lists its product as uncharacterized. Gene Ontology annotation, molecular function: flavin adenine dinucleotide binding; oxidoreductase activity, acting on CH-OH group of donors. The transcript has a single exon. Bases 1 to 2088 code for a protein of 695 amino acids. The record is from RefSeq and is a predicted model, not a curated record. Lineage: Eukaryota; Fungi; Basidiomycota; Ustilaginomycetes; Ustilaginales; Ustilaginaceae.